This is a messenger RNA of Aspergillus ibericus CBS 121593, 1806 nucleotides long. Its product is annotated as alpha-keto acid decarboxylase family protein. Gene Ontology annotation, molecular function: magnesium ion binding; carboxy-lyase activity; thiamine pyrophosphate binding. NCBI's taxonomy places the organism in Eukaryota, Fungi, Ascomycota, Eurotiomycetes, Eurotiales, Aspergillaceae. The coding region runs from base 1 to 1722 and encodes 573 amino acids. The record is from RefSeq and is a predicted model, not a curated record. The transcript has a single exon.
AUGCCCUCUCUCAAAGUCGCCGAAUAUCUCUUCCGCCGGCUGCGCCAGCUGGGCGUGGAUUCUGUUCAUGGCGUCCCGGGCGAUUUCAACCUCACCCUCCUGGAUUAUGUGGAGCCUGCUGGGUUGCGCUGGGUCGGCAACGCGAAUGAGUUGAAUGCUGCCUACGCGGCUGACGGGUAUGCUAGGAUUAAGGGGAUUGGGGCGGUGGUUACGACCUUUGGGGUGGGGGAGCUGUCGGCCGUUAAUGCGAUUGCAGGGGCCUACACGGAACGCGCGCCGGUCGUGCAUAUCGUCGGGACUCCUUCCCGGGAACUCCAGGCCGGGCGCAAAUUGAUCCACCAUACCUUUAAUGACGGCGAGUACGGACGUUUCGCGAAGAUUCAUGCGCAGUUGACUGUCGCGCAGGCCAGUCUGCGGGACCCUCGGACCAGUCCGGAACAGAUCGACGAGGUGCUGCGCCAGUGUCUGCUGCACAGUCGGCCGGUGUAUAUUGAAGUGCCGGUGGAUAUGGUGGAUCGAUAUGUGGCGGAUGAUCGGCUGGGAGUUGCGAUCAACCAGCCGGAGGUGGUUCCUUCUCAGGUGCAGGAUGAUGUGGUGGCUCGGAUCGUGGAACGUAUCUAUGCGGCCAAGCAGCCGAUUAUUCUUGUCGAUGGAGAGAUUCGUCCGUUGGGCAUUGUCGAGGAGGUGCAGAAACUCGUGGAUGCCACCAAUUGGCCCACCUGGACUACAGUGUUUGGAAAGGGUCUACUGGACGAGACGAAGGCAAACUUCCACGGCAUCUAUCAGGGCACCUACGAUACUGCAGCAGUGCAACAGUUCUUCAACGCCGCCGACCUCGUCUUGUGUUUCGGGCCUCAUUUCAGCUCCACCAACUCCUACUUUUACUCCAUCAUUCCCAAACCCGAAUCCGCCAUUCUCUUCACCGAUACGGAAGUUCAGUUUGGCACCGACAUCGUCCGCGAUCUUCCCGCAAAGCUCAUCACCUCCCGUCUCGUGCAGAGCCUUGAUCUCUCUCAAACCUACCGUUACGAUCCCUACCCCAGCCUGCCGCAUGACCAGCGCCUCUCUUUUUCCGAUGUCGACAGCAGCCAGUCAAUCACCCAGGAUAAGCUGUGGCGGUUGCUGGCCAACUUCCUCCGUCCGGGUGAUAUCAUUCUCGGUGAAACUGGCACAGCAGGGUACGGCGUUCGAGAAAUGGCCUUGCCUCCACACACGCGCGUAUUCGCUCCAGUGACCUGGCUAUCCAUCGGAUAUAUGCUGCCAGGCGCACAGGGUGCGGCCCUCGCCCAGGAGGAACUGAUCGCGGCGUCCAAAUACCACGGAAUCAACGAUGCACGCACGAUCCUCCUCAUCGGCGACGGCAGUUUCCAAAUGACUGCCCAGGAACUCGCCACCAUCAUCAACCACAAGCUCAACGUGGUGGUAUUCCUGAUCAACAACGACGGAUACACCAUCGAACGAUGCAUCCAUGGCCGGAAGCAGCGGUACAAUGAUGUGCCGCGGUGGAGAUACCUGCAAGCUCCUAGCUUCUUCGGCGCGAGUGAAGAUGCCUACACGGGGACGGCUCGCACCUGGGGUGAAUUGGAGGACGUUCUAGCCAACGACGUAGUGAGCAAUGGGAAGGAAUUGCGCAUGGUAGAAGUCUUCAUGGAUCGCGAAGAUGCGCCCACGGGUCCAUUGUCGAUGCUGAUACAGAAGCAACAAGCGACGGACGGACUGUAGACACAUUCACAUGUUCAUAAAUCAAUUAAUGAGCAAGUCAUCUAUACGAUCUAACAAUAUCGCCUAACCAUAGUCUAUUUUAAC